UUUUCGUCUUGUACUUCACGACGCGUCUCUUCCGAGCCACGCCUUCCCUCUUUCGCCUUUUGAUCCUUCUCUCUGCCGUCUCCCCACGGCGAAAGAAUCUCAUAAAUUCCCACAUACCCAACAGACCCAUCAAUCUGCCGCGGCCGUUUCAUUUAUCAAGAUCGUUUCUUUCAGCGGUGGGGUUUGAGUGUUUCUGCUGAUCGGUGAGCGAACGAUGAUGGCGCUGAGGUCAUGUUACAGGCCGCUGGAGAGGUGCUUGGGGAGGUUUAAUGGAGGCGGAGAUGGGCUGCUCUGGCACAUGGAAUUGAAGCCUCAUGCCCACGGGGACUACUCCAUAGCCGUGGUUCAGGCUAACUCGAGCCUUGAGGAUCAGGGCCAGGUCUUCACCUCUCCUUCUGCUACCUUUGUCGGGGUGUAUGAUGGUCAUGGUGGACCUGAAGCUUCAAGAUUCGUCAACAAGAACCUUUUCCCUUACAUCAACAAAUUUGCGAGAGAGCAGGGUGGAUUAUCCAAGGAUGUGUUAAAGAAAGCCUUUGAUGCGACAGAGGAAGACUUCUUGCAUCUCGUGCGCAGAUCAUUUCCUGCAAGGCCUCAGAUUGCUUCGGUGGGUUCUUGCUGUUUGGUUGGUGCAAUCACAAAUGAUGUUCUGUACGUGGCUAAUCUCGGGGAUUCAAGAGCAGUUCUUGGUCGAAGAGUUUCGGAGGGAAGGAAUGGUCCUGUGGCUGCAGAGAGAUUGUCGACUGAUCACAAUGUCUGCGUUGAGGAGGUUAGGAAGGAGGUCGAGGCUCUUCACCCUGAUGAUUCUCAUAUCGUGAUGUAUUGUCAUGGAGUUUGGAGAAUUAAGGGCAUAAUACAGGUAUCAAGAUCUAUUGGCGAUGUCUAUCUGAAGAAACCCGAGAUCAACAGAGACCCAAUGUUUCAACAGUUUGCCAGUCCAAUCCCGUUGAAGAGGCCGGUGAUGACAGCAGAACCAUCCAUUAUCAAGAGGAAACUCAAGGAGGAAGACAUGUUUCUUAUAUUUGCAUCCGAUGGCCUCUGGGAACAGUUGAGUGAUGAAGCCGCUGUAGAGAUCGUUUUCAAAAGCCCGAGAGCUGGCAUAGCGAAGAGGCUGGUGAGAGCAGCACUUCAGGAAGCGGCUAAGAAAAGGGAAAUGCGGUACAACGACAUAACUAAGAUCGAGAAAGGGAUAAGGCGCCACUUUCACGAUGACAUUACCGUGAUUGUAGUCUACCUCGACCACCACCAUUUCUCUUCAGGCAAUCGACUGAAGCCCUCCAAAGUCGGGUGCAUCAAUGCACCCUCGGACAUCUUCUCACUGAAAGCAAACGACUCGGGAGGGAACCUGCUUCACGAUAGCCGGUUCUCUGGAUAAUGGAAGAUAAUCAAGGUCCAAGGAAGCCUAUCAAUGUCCGAAGAAGAAUUAUCGUAUACACGAAUUUAUUACGACAAAGUAUGCACAUGAUUGUGCUUCCGAUAUGCUCUGAUCGGAAGUACUGGAACAAAAAUUUGCCCCCAUUAAAGGGUAAGAUUGAUGAUAUCUGAUUGAGCAGAACGUGAAUAUGUUUCCUUUACGCUCAUGAUAUAGAUAAUGAAGUUUUCACCGAAUCAAUUACAAA
Punica granatum (pomegranate) is the source of this 1616-nucleotide messenger RNA. The record is from RefSeq and is a predicted model, not a curated record. NCBI's taxonomy places the organism in Eukaryota, Viridiplantae, Streptophyta, Magnoliopsida, Myrtales, Lythraceae.